Messenger RNA from Cyclocybe aegerita, 750 nucleotides. Lineage: Eukaryota; Fungi; Basidiomycota; Agaricomycetes; Agaricales; Hemipholiotaceae. The record is from the annotation of a GenBank genome assembly.
AUGGCUUCAGUUGCUUCUCAGAUUAUCUUCCACCCUACGGUUUCCCAAGGCUUGAAGUUCGGAGGAACAACCCUCGGACGGGACAAGACUUACAGAGCAAUCCAAUAUUUUGCCCGCUUCUUCUCUUGGUAUCUGCUCAACAAGGGCGAUAAACUUGAAGCUGCUCGAUGGACGGCGUUGAAAGGGCAUUUGGGCACCGCCAGAAAGCUUAUGCGCCUCGGAAAGCCAUUAGAGCACCUGCAGGCCGCACUCCGCGCUUCCCUUUCAUCUGGUCCUUUUGAAGAGACUCUGACCACCGUCUCUCGGCAAAUUGGCUACUUCGGAUAUCUUACCUAUGAUGCUAUCGUUUGGGCCAACUCCAUUAAGUUCAUCGCUUUGACCCCAGAAACAUCGAAGAAAGCUGCGAAGAGAGCCUUCCAAUUUUGGUUUGCUGGUAUUGUAUUCAGUCUAAUCCACGGAGUACUCAAGGCUGGGAGAUUGGCCAGAGAAUCGAAGGCAUUGGGUGAAUCCAAGGUUUGGGGUGAAAAGGAUCUAGCAGAGGAAGCUGCCCGAGAAACCAGACUGAGUGCUGUAGAAGCGGCUCGCAAAGGUAACCGCCAACAGCUGGUUAUCGAUUUGCUUGACGUGUGGAUCCCCGCAACUGGCGCGGAGUUGCUCAAUGUCAACGAAGGUGUACUGGGAAUCUUCGGUCUCAUUUCCUCGAUCCUGGGGGCUAAGGCUCAAUGGCGAGCAGUUGACGGAAAAAAAUAA